AUGCAUUUGCAAGAGAUAUUAAGCUUUUAAAUGGAUGUGUAUAAGUGUAGAGAGAGAGAGAGAGAGAGAGAGAGGGUGAGGAGGUAGAGCAAGCAAAUGAGUGAGUGAGUGAGUGAGGAAGAGAGCGAGAGAGGCAGCGCACGAAUGCAACAGAGUAGCGGAGGAGAGAAAGAGAGAAAGGCAAGGCAUUACGGUCGCAUGCGAUAUGCCUGGACUGCUGCAGAGCCGCUGCUGGUUUCUUCCUUUUUUGUUCUUUCAUCUGCUUUUGGAUUCUUCAUCCCAUCUCAGUUCUGCUCAGAGGUGUAUAAAGUGACGCUUCUGUGAUUCUGAAACCUCUGCUGCCCACAAAAUUGAUCUACCUAAAGUUGACAGAGAGGAUAAAAGGAAGAAUCGUAUAAUCCGACCAAAAACAAGGAAGAUCAAAUGCAACAGAAAGGAUAAACAAAACACUGGAAAAACAAUGUCUUGCUAACUUCAGAAGGAAUCGUCACAGACUAAUAAAAAUUUGAAACAGCACAGCGCUGCAACAAAUCAGUAUUCUCAACCAGAACGUGCAAGCAAUGGCCAAGAGUGUUAACCCUUUACAUGGCUGAACGGUUUCUUUGAGCUGCCACACUCUGCAGAUAUAAUGCAGAGCAGUGAGCAAUGAACUAGUCAAUAUUCAUGGUUAAUUUCAGGAUAAUCUUUGAUAAAUGGAGAGCUGGUUACUUGGCAUUCAAUGCCUUUGACACUUUAACAGCUUUAAAUGUUGUAGCGUCUUUCACCGAUCAUGAAAUAUCAUUCAUAUCUUUUCAUUUACCUCACAGGAUUUCAUCCUAGCAUAAUAAAUGUACCGGCAAAGUGAGUCUUAUUUUAACGUUCUAGUCUGACUGCGACAGCUCGGAUGUUAACUUUGGAAAUCGAUUUCUUUUUGAUGCAAGGUUUAGGAAAGCUCCUUAGGGCCACCAGUCAUCAUUUUCCAUUUUCGUAAAUUUGUUCAAGUUAAGCUACCGACAUAAAGAUGGCCGCCGGAGUGGCAACAUGGCUGCCCUUUGCCAGGGCGGCUGCAGUCGGGUGGCUUCCCCUAGCUAAGAAAAGCAUGCCGAAGCCACCCGUGGACAAAAAGAGCCGCAACGAUGAGAUUCUGUUCGUAAACGUAAGCGGCCUUCGCUUCCAGACGUGGAAAAACACACUAGACCGCUAUCCCGACACUCUGCUCGGAAGUUCGGAAAAGGAAUUUUUCUUCAACGAGGACACUCAGGAAUAUUUCUUCGACAGGGACCCGGAGAUGUUUCGCCACAUUUUGAACUUUUACCGUACGGGGAAAUUGCAUUAUCCUCGGCAAGAGUGCAUUCAGGCCUUCGACGAGGAGCUGGCGUUUUACGGCAUCGUGCCGGAUAUUAUCGGAGACUGCUGCAUGGAAGAGUAUCGGGAUCGAAAGAAGGAAAACCAGGAACGUCUGGCAGAGGACACGGAGGCCGAAAUGGCGACGGACGCCCCUCUGCCACCUCACAGCACACGUCGAGAGCGUUUAUGGCGGGCAUUCGAGAACCCCCACACGAGCACCAUGGCUCUCGUUUUCUACUACGUCACGGGUUUCUUUAUAGCCGUGUCGGUCAUAGCGAACGUGGUGGAGACGGUUCCCUGCAGGCCUCUCAAAGGGAGCAAGAAAGACUUGCCGUGCGGCGAGAAGUACUCGCUGGCGUUCUUCUGCAUGGACACGGCUUGCGUGCUCAUUUUCACCUUCGAGUAUCUGAUGAGGCUUUUCGCCGCACCCAGUCGCUGCAAGUUCAUGCGCUCGGUCAUGAGCGUCAUCGAUGUCGUCGCCAUCAUGCCCUAUUAUAUCGGCCUGGUUAUGCCGGAGAACGAGGAUGUGAGCGGAGCUUUCGUCACGCUGAGGGUCUUCCGCGUCUUCCGAAUCUUCAAGUUCUCGCGUCACUCUCAGGGUUUGAGGAUCUUGGGUUACACUUUGAAGAGCUGUGCCUCCGAGCUCGGCUUCCUCCUGUUUUCUCUCACCAUGGCCAUCAUCAUAUUUGCGACGGUCAUGUUCUACGCUGAGAAAGGCACCAAGGGAACCAACUUCACCAGCAUCCCAGCCUCCUUCUGGUACACCAUUGUCACCAUGACAACGCUUGGGUAUGGAGACAUGGUUCCCAACACCAUCGCUGGAAAGAUCUUCGGCUCUAUCUGUUCUCUCAGCGGUGUGUUGGUGAUUGCUCUUCCCGUACCUGUGAUCGUGUCCAACUUCAGCCGGAUCUACCAUCAGAAUCAGAGGGCUGAUAAGAUGAGAGCGCAGCAGAAAGUGCGACUUGCCAGGAUUCGCUUGGCCAAGAAGGGAACCACUAAUGCCUUCCUGCAGUAUAAAGAAGAUGGAGGAUUUCAGGAUCGAGACAGUAAUGGCACUCUGUGUCUGAAGAACAGAUCCUCUUUUGAACAUCAACAUCAUCACCUGUUACACUGUCUGGAGAAGACAACAAAUCAUGACUUCACCGAUGAGCUUACAUACAGUGAGAUGUGUAUGACGGAGUCAGUCGGCUACCGUACCAGCCGUAGCACCUCUAUCUCCAGCCAACAGGGGAUGACGACGUCUUGCUGCCCCCGCAGGUCCAAGAGAAGAGCAAUCCGCCUGGCAAACUCCACCGUGUCUGUUAGCCGCGGCAGCGUGCAGGAGCUCGAUACGCUGCAUGUGCAAAAACACUCUCCUGAACCUCAGAGUCGCUCCAGUCUCAACGCUCGGACAGAAGACCUGAAGCUAAAUUGCGAUGACAGAGAUUUUACAGCGGCUAUAAUCAGUAUACCCACACCUCCCGCUAACACCCCGGACGAGAGCCUGCCGCCCUCCCCGGCCAUUCCCGGCAUCCUACGCAACUCGCGCGCUACUGCCUACACCCACGAGACUGUGAAGAUCUCCUCCUUAUAACCGCCACAAGCACACAAACUUCCCCCAUUGCACAAUGGAAACCAAGGGGGCGACGCUUCUCCCGGGAAAGAUCAUAAGACAGGACACAAAAAAGUGAUUGCUUCAUUCCAGACGGACGGUUCGGCGGUAGACGUGGACUCGCGGUCACAUUCGAGGGACAUUCGGUCAGGCAGACCGUCGAUGAACUGGAGUAGAUGAACUAAGACGUUUUCAGAUCUACACCGAUGGUGGCAUCGAAAGCCUUUCAUAAAUAUGCAAUGUUAAAACAAGCAGGAAAUAUGCCUAUAUGUCCACUGCGUAACACAGUUGCGGGGCGAGAUUACAAAGUAACGAUGAAACUGUAGAGGAGAAAUAUUGCGCUCUGCAAUCAAUCAGUUCACAGGAUUGACAAAAUUAUGAGCGAGAGCGAAGCCAGAUGGUGUAUAUGUAUCAAUAUUUGUAUCAUAUCUCUUUAGAGCACAUGCAUCUUCAAACCCCACCAAAAAAAAAAGAUAAAAGAACAGAAAUUCUGACAAAUGUUACCCAAACAUGCAUGUUGUUGUAUAUUAGAAAUCAUGGCAGAGAAUGAGGCCGCCAACAUGCUACUCACAUAGUUUUGCAUGUUACUUCUUUUACUUGUUUGGUUCGUCCUGUUUCGUUUUUUGACAUUGAUUAAAAAGAAAUAUUUACAGAGUAUUAAUGAUCAAACAUGUCGCACAUGAUGUGCACAUUAGAAAAGAUAGAUAACA
Messenger RNA from Misgurnus anguillicaudatus (oriental weatherfish), 3627 nucleotides. RefSeq names its product potassium voltage-gated channel, Shal-related subfamily, member 1 (gene kcnd1). The record is from RefSeq and is a predicted model, not a curated record. Gene Ontology annotation, biological process: action potential; protein homooligomerization; potassium ion transmembrane transport. Gene Ontology annotation, molecular function: protein binding; A-type (transient outward) potassium channel activity. NCBI's taxonomy places the organism in Eukaryota, Metazoa, Chordata, Actinopteri, Cypriniformes, Cobitidae. Gene Ontology annotation, cellular component: dendritic spine; neuronal cell body; postsynaptic membrane.